UAAAUAUUGGAUCGAUUAAACAAUUUUAGACAAUCGAUCCAGAUUCUUUUUCUACUGUAUUUUCCAUCAAAAGAAUAUCAAAUCGUCCAACAACAAAACAAAAACAAAAUUCAAAACAAUGAAAUUCAUUGCAUCAUUAUUCGUUUUCUUUACCAUCGUUUUGGUUGCAAUCGCUGAUGAUAAAACUGAACAGACAAAUAAAUUUGUUGAUCAAAUUAUUGGUUCAAUAAUCAAAUCAAAACAUUUAGAUCCAUUAAAAAUUGAUCAUCAUAAUGUAACUCUUGAUCGUAAAAUUGGUCUUAUUCAUUUACAUGUUGAAAUUGAAAUGGAAAAUGUUACAGUUAAAGGUUUGGGUCGUAUUCAUCGUAAUGGUAAUGCUAUUAUGAAAAAUAGUAACGGUACAUUCGAUAUACGAUUACGUUUGAAUGAUGAAAAUGUUAUUGCAACAAGUGAUUUACAUUUGAAAAUGGGUAAACUUAUACAUCCAAAUUUGAAAGCUGAAGUCGAUAUUGGUGAUAUUGAUAUAAAAUUUCAAUUAGGAAUGGUUGAUGGUAAAUUUAAACUUGAACAAUUUGAAAUUGAUGAAUUGAAACAUUGUAAAGUUUAUGUACAUGGUUUACAAAAUUUGGAUAAUAUUAUCGAUAUUGUAGCCGAUGCUUAUCUAUUAAUUUUUAACAAAAAAGCCCGUCAUCAAAUUAGUGAUUUAAUACGACCAAUUAUUGAACAUGAAAUCCUUCAUUUUGGUUGAAAAAACAAAACAAAAAAAAAACAAAAACAAAAACAAAACCAAACAC
Messenger RNA from Dermatophagoides pteronyssinus (European house dust mite), 794 nucleotides. RefSeq names its product mite allergen Lep d 7-like. Lineage: Eukaryota; Metazoa; Arthropoda; Arachnida; Sarcoptiformes; Pyroglyphidae. The record is from RefSeq and is a predicted model, not a curated record.